CAAGGCAAAACACAAUAAAUAAAGGUCCACGUCACCGACAUCUGGCUAAAACGGCAUUUUCUGGUAAUUUUUAGUUCACGCACAGCGAGGUUUCCGUUACAUUGAAAAACUCCUCCAUUUCCAACAUCUGUUGAUCAUCUCAUCACAUCACAAAGAGAGAGAAAAAAAAAAAAAAAAACCUUUAGAAACCUCUCGAGAGAAUUAGGACAAACGAUUUUGCAGAAAGAGAACAAGAAAGAAAGAAAAGAAAUCUUUUUUCUCCUCUUUCUUCUUCUUCUUCUAUUUCUUGCAAAUCCCUAAUUUCGAUGGCGGCGGAGAUAUCAUCAUCGAUAUCGCAUUCGCCGCGAGAGAUUAAUAUGAACUUAAAUGACGACGUUCAGGAGAUGAUGUUAGCCAAGAGAGGUUGCUGCUUGUGGAUCCCUUGCUUCGGGAGGCCAGACCGGUCGCCGGCCGCGGGAUCGAUCUGGUGGCAGCGGAUGCGGCCGGCGGAGAACGACGAUCCGUGGUGGAGCCGGGGGUGGAAGAAGGUACGGGAGUGGUCGGAGAUCGUCGCCGGUCCGAAGUGGAAGACGUUCAUCCGACGGUUCAACAGGAACCACCGCGGGUUCGGGUACAAGGAGGGCGGGAAGUUCCGCUACGACGAGCUCAGCUAUUCGCUCAACUUCGACGAAGGGCCGGGACAGAGCGGCGCCGACGACGUCAACUUCGUCCGCCGAGACUUCUCCAGCCGAUACGCGUCGGUGCCGGCGUCGGCGAAGCCAUUGAUGGAUUUCGGGAGAGAAGGCCAAGGGCCGUCAUUCGCGUGAGUGUCACGUGAUCUGGCUGUGGCUGUCGGAGUUGUUUUUGUUCGUUUUUCUUUUUUUUUUUUUGGCCGGCUCGGCGUGGAGUGGCAGUGGCGAGUUUUGCGGAGAGUGAUCGUUGCGCUAUGGGCGGCGGCCGUUGACCUUUUUGUCUGCUGACGUGGAAGGAUGGUUGGUUGGUCGGACCACUCAGGAAUUUUUUUUUUUACUUUUUUUUUUCAUUUUAUUGGAAUUUAUAAUUGUUUUACUUCUUUUGUCCGGUGGAUGAAAGUAAAAGGGAAAAGAAAUUAGAGAUUGAACAUUGUUGUUGUGUAAUAAUGUAUAGGAGGUCUUGUCUAAACGACAUUAGAAAUUAAAAGAUUUGGGAAUUGAUUGU
Messenger RNA from Morus notabilis, 1176 nucleotides. RefSeq lists its product as uncharacterized. The transcript has a single exon. Lineage: Eukaryota; Viridiplantae; Streptophyta; Magnoliopsida; Rosales; Moraceae. The coding region runs from base 306 to 806 and encodes 166 amino acids. The record is from RefSeq and is a predicted model, not a curated record.